This is a messenger RNA of Helianthus annuus (common sunflower), 698 nucleotides long. RefSeq lists its product as uncharacterized. The coding region runs from base 109 to 522 and encodes 137 amino acids. The record is from RefSeq and is a predicted model, not a curated record. NCBI's taxonomy places the organism in Eukaryota, Viridiplantae, Streptophyta, Magnoliopsida, Asterales, Asteraceae. The transcript has 4 exons.
GUUUCAACUAUAUCUUCAAUCCUAUACAAUAUAUAAAUAUUGCACUAAAAAGGAGACUACCACCACUAUCACUCGAAGAAAACACUGGUUUUGAAAGAUUGAACAAACAUGGGUUCUUUAAUGGCAGGUUGGGACUCGCAUGUUCCUGAUCCAAAAUCUGUACAACUGGAGAGGAACAGGUCGAUGACAAAGGAAGAAAUCGCGACUUUUUGGAAAUCAAAGAAUAACGUUAAGGAAGAACAAGAACAUGGUGGUGUUCUUAAAAAAGCUUGCACCUUUUCCGAGGCAAAUCAGAAAAACGGAAGUGAGAAGAUAUAUAGAAGAUCAAACUCUCUUCCGAUUAUAAAAGAAGAUUCCAUUAUAGAAACUCAAGAAGAAGAAGAUGAAGAAGAAGAGGAGCUUUUCAAGAAGCAUGGCUGGUGGAUUAAUAGUAGAUGGGCGUUCUUGAACGAACCACCGGUGAUUGCAUCAGAAACUCCGUCUAGAUAUGCUGCGCAAUUCCAUGUGGCUACUAGAACUUGAUCACCGUGUGUUUUAACGUUAUCAUAUUAAUUAUUAAACUUGUAAAACAAUGUAUACAACAGUAGUAUGUGAACCUUUUGGGGUGGGUUUGAUUUUCUGCUUGACGCUAUGGUGAUUAUGUAAAUAUAAUAUAAUAUGCCUGUGGUGAUAAUAUACCUAUUCAAUUUCAAUUUUAA